AGCAUUGAAUUAUCUUUAUCUUUCUAGUUAGUGCUUUAAUUAUAAAUUUAUAGUAUAACAGAGCUAUAUGAGGUCUCAUAUUACAGCUGCUAGGAAAAUUUGGUGCAGUGAUCACUCUCACUUCUGCUCUCUUUAAAAUUCUCUCUCUUCCACUGCACUACUCACUAGUGUUUGAGCUGGCUAAGUAAAGAAGAAAAAUAAAAAUGUUUUUCAGGAGUCAGGAUUGAUCAGGCAGCUUCUUCCAUUCUUGAAAUCCGUGAUCAAAUUUGGAGCUAUUCAUUUACUUGAUUGCCACAUAUAUCACCCAGGAAUAAAGGUUAAGAUAAGUUGAGUAAAAUCAUUUUUUUAAGUUUUUGUAGAGCAACACUGUGUCAUACUAGAAUUUACACAUUUUUUAUUCUUUCUACUCAAAAUUUACACAUUUUAACCACAUAUUCCUAAACAGCGUAAUAUUAUUAUGUAAGAUUCUGUUCUAUUUGUAUCGAUAUUGAUAGAGUAUAAAUUUAUUCCUGGGACUUUAAUUAUUAGCUUAAAUUUUUGGUUGAGUUGGUCAUUUGACAUGAUAUCAAGAGCCAGCAUGACAAAAAAAGUCACGGGUUCGAAUCUCAUCCACCCCUCCUUUCUCAGUGGAAUAUUUAACAUCGGGUAUGAGGGAGACCUGUGCUGCAUCCACACUUUAAGCCCAAAGAGUUCUUGUGUGCGGGGGCGUAAUAAAGUAUAAAUCUAUUCUUGGGACCUCACCCAUCAGCUUAAACUUUUGGUUGAGUUUGUCCUUUGACAGAUCUGUACUUUUUGUUUUAAUUUUUUUAUUAAAAAAAACCUCUGUCUCAUAGGAUAAAUUUACACAUUCAACCUUUUCUACUCAAAAUUUAUAUAUUUUGAUGACAUAUUCUAACCAAUAUAAUAUUAUAUGAGAUUUUGUUCUAUGUGUUUAAAUAUUUAUUUUCCAACUAUUUCAUAAUGUCUAUGUGUGUCAUUAGGUAGAAGCUAAAGUAUGUAAAUUAUGCUGAAAAGAGAGUCUUUUUAUUUUGUUCUCACUCAAUUAAAUUAAAGAAGGUGUUUAACUGUUUAUAAUCUUUUUCACAUAGGGUUAUCAGUGACCUACAUAUAUUUAGAUGUAUUUUUCCAUCUUUUGAAUUAUUUUUGUUUGAGUUACCUAGCUCCUUUUUUGCCCUUUUUAUGGAAGUUCAGCUAUAAAGCAUUUACUUGGCUAGCUUUUGGUUUGGAAGCAUAGCCUGCUAAAGGCCAAAGGAAGAUUCCUGGUUUUAUUCUCUUUCUCCAAAACAACCAAUUAUGAGUACCUAGAUUUCAAUCAGUUUUUAGCCAACAAUAAAAAGUUUUUUGGAGGUUAUAGUUUUUAUGAGGUUACUUAAUUUUUGUAACAAACCCACUUACAUAAAGAAAAAGGUAUAUGAGAACGAACACAAGUAUUAUCACUGUAGCAGUAGUACUACUAGUCCAUAUUGAACUAGUAUUUAUAUCUUUGCUAAUUACCAAAAUCUAGUUAACAUUUGUGGUAAUUUUGAUUGUUACACGAGAAACCAUUUUUGAACUAGAAGGUAUAUUUCGUAAUUCAUUUUGUAAUAAUUAGUACAUGAUUAUGGAUAAUUGGAUAAUUUGAGUAUUUUUGGCUAAUCUAAAAGUGGUUCCCUUGAAGCUAUAAUAAUGACGGUUGAACUAUUUAACUUGCUUCCUUCUUCAAAGAUCAUUAUCCAUCGAUACUACUUUUUAAAGAAUUAUCCUGAGUGGAGUUGACGAGAAUAAGAGUGAUAAGAUCAUCUAUAAUUUAUAAUUGAUAAUAAAGUAAAGUGAUAUAUACCUAUAUAAGAGACGAGAUAAAAAUAGGACACUCUAUUAAAAACAGAAAUUUUUUAAGUUUUACACUUUUCAUUUUAUUAAAUUAAAGUCCCAAUUAUCACAAGAAAAUACACAUAAAGUUGUACUUGUAACACUUCAAAAUAAAUUUAAAAAAAAUGACAGCUUUUGUUUGGCCUUCCUAUAUAGAGGGUGUGAGAACUCUCUAUUCCCGUUAAACUUACUUUCUGUAGCUUCUUUUUCAGUUUUGCUUCACACCCAUUUCACCAUUUGAGUUCCUUCCUUUAAUUUAUGUCUUUAUAUUUACAGAUUUAAAUCCCAAAAAAAAAUACAGAGUUAUCAAUGGCAGGAAGAUAUGGUAGAAAAUAUCUAAAAGAUGAAGACUUUGAGGAAGGUGAAGUGUGGAAUGUUAUGGAGGAGAGAGAAAAUUCAAGUCCAAAACUCAAAAAACCAUUCAAGAAUUCAUCUUUUCUCUCUUCUUCUGCAACAAAACAUUUUACUACUAUGGCUAGUGCUGCUCCAAGAAUGAUACCCAGAUCAUCAUCAUCAUCAUCAUCAUCUGUAGUAGCAUCAUCAUCAUCAUCUGAGAAGCAGUCAUCAGCUCCAGUGGAAAUUCCUGAUUGGUCAAAAAUUUAUGGUAAGACAUCAAAAAAGAAGAAGAAUGGUACUAUAUCUUCAUCAUGGGUUGAUUACAAUGCUGUUAAUCAUGAUGGGUAUUAUGGUAAUGGUGGCAAUGACCAUCAUCAUCAUCAUCUAAAUGGGUAUUAUGAUGUUGGUGAUGGGGAUGAUGAUGGGGAUGAUGAUGAUGAUGACAUGGUUCCACCACAUGAGUACCUUGCUAAGAAGCUAGCAAGAAGUCAGAUCUCUUCUUUCUCUGUUUAUGAAGGGAUUGGAAGGACUCUCAAAGGGAGAGACCUUAGUAAAGUAAGAAAUGCAAUUUUAACUAAGACUGGUUUUUUGGAGUAAAAAUAUAAUGGGUUAUAUUUUGCUAGUUUAUGUGAUGCAUGGCUCAUCAUCAUCUAAUGGCAUCAAGGAAUCAAAAUAUAUCAUCGUCAACAAUAUCAUGAUCAUGGUAAUCAUCAAUUUUGUAUUAUUGGGGGGGAUAAAGAAAUCAUCACCAUCAUGAGCAUGGUCAUCACUCAUCAUCAUGAACAUGGUUGUCGUUUCUUUGUUACAUGAGGUCCCAUGUAUGUCGUUUUCAUCUUACUCUAGCUUAAGGGUGUAUGUAAUGUAGUAAUGUAAUGUAAUGGUUCGGUGGAGAUGGGAAAUUAAAUUAGGAGUUUUUUUUGGGUUUUUAAAAAAGUGGGGUUUUCCCCUAGUUGUUGAGUUAAAUCAGAGAAACUGCCUAGUUUUGUGAAAUUGUUUUGGCAUUCUCUGUAAUUUUGUUAGGAGGGAGUUUAGUGCUUAAUUAAUUACUAAUGAGAGAAUUAAUUUAGCUUCUUGUUA
Beta vulgaris subsp. vulgaris (sugar beet) is the source of this 3261-nucleotide messenger RNA. Its product is annotated as protein S40-4. The transcript has 2 exons. The coding region runs from base 2158 to 2781 and encodes 207 amino acids. NCBI's taxonomy places the organism in Eukaryota, Viridiplantae, Streptophyta, Magnoliopsida, Caryophyllales, Amaranthaceae. The record is from RefSeq and is a predicted model, not a curated record.